AUGAAUGACUAUCAACUCGGAGACGCAUACCAAGACGAAAAGCGAGAGGAAGCUCGCAAAGCUCUUCAGCAGGAUUAUUGGCAAUGCGAGCUAAAGAACUACUUGUCCUAUGUGAAAUCUUUGGUCCCCAGGUGGCCUCAGCUUGAGCUCCUCGCCGACUUCAUGGAAGUCGGUACCAUUCCUACACGAUGGUGCAUCUUUCCAGGAGAGAGGCAAGAGAACCAACAACGAUAUACGUAUCCAGUCGACAUAGAUGAUAAAAACAACGACUCCACCGCAUCGCUGGAGCUAAAGCAAGCUGCAAAUGAUAUCAAAAAAGCUGCAUCGCGAGGCGAAUUCAACCUGUUUGUUGUGGAAGACUUAUCUCGCGACGUGAUCGAAGUUCUAGGUGAUGCAUUUGGCAUUGAUCCCCGAUUCUUUCGUGCUCACAUCACUGAUUAUGUAUGGAACAAUAUCCGCGAUCGUUGGCGUGAGCCUUCCGUCCUCGAAGUUGAUGCGAAGCGGCGAGACUGGUUCCAAAUGCGAUUAGUCAGGUCUCGGUAUUUCUCGACCCAGCAAGCGCUGCGAGAAGCGCAUAAGGAGAUAGACGACUUUAACAUUAUGCGGCGCGUUACUGCUGAUAAUAAUGAUAUUUUUUGGGACAAAGAUUCUGGAACAACCCGGAGCUGGUGGCACAAGAGUGAUAGACAAAAUGACUCAGAGCUUGUUGAUGCCAAGAUUGGACAUAUACGUAGCCGCGCGACGUUCUGGUUUUCGCAAGAAUUUUCGGUUGGGGUUCUUCUACUUGAGCCGACCCCCAGAACGGGUUUCCCCCUUUGGCGUGGGUACGGUAACUGGGAUGACAUCCCACGAUUCGAGAGUCGACUGUAUGAUCAUGCACAAAACCAAAGUGCAAAAAGCUGGUUUGAAGAGUAUCUUUAUUGGGCCCAACAGCAAAUUGAUCCCGUCAAUCUACCACACACGCUUUCUUGUACCUUGCGCGACAGGCCAAUUCAGUCUCUAUUGCACAUGGUAUGCGGCGAGUGGCUCGUCUUCGCUGACUACCUGAACACGCGUCUCAACCAAAUCGACUGGGGCAUCGCAAGCCCUUCCUUCUUCCCGGACACCAAAACCGACAGUAGAAAGCAAAGUCUUGAUAAACUACACUUUUGGCGCAGGUGGAUUCCCCAAGCCCGUGACAUGCUGCAAAGCUGUAUACGCGAGACUUCCCAGUUCACCCGGUCACCUGAAAUGCACCAGAUCUGGGAGCCAUACGAGCCUGAUUACAAAGCCAUCAGAGAUCGCCUCGACGAGUAUGAGCGUCGCAUCGAUUGCCUGAGCAGCGCCGUUAACUCUGCUAUCAGCCUUGACGAUGCCAAAAGCACAUCUCACUUGACGAUUUUGGCAUCCAUCUUUAUACCACCAAGUCUGGUUGCCGCUUUGUUGUCCAUGGCCACUGAUCCGCUGGGCGAUCUCUUACCCGCUCUGAAGUGGUGGGCUAUUGCUUCGACUGCAGUGGUAGCCAUUAUCUCUGGAGUACUGUUGGCGCUAAACUCGGGGGACAAGUGGUUCAAGAAGGUCAAGUUGUUUAUACCUACACGUGCAAGUUAUAGUGCUGGAGAAAACGAAAACGGGAAGUGGAAAAAGAACGGUAUUGUAAACUUUAACUUGAUAGCUUGGGUCAGGUCACAGUAUUAUGGCAAGGAAAGACCUCACGGUUCGAAACUUGACUCGGAUGUUGAAAUGAGCAUGUUGAAAUGA
Molecule: messenger RNA, 1740 nt
Organism: Fusarium poae
Lineage: Eukaryota; Fungi; Ascomycota; Sordariomycetes; Hypocreales; Nectriaceae
Exons: 4
Coding region: 1-1740 (579 amino acids)
Biological process (GO): metal ion transport; transmembrane transport
Cellular component (GO): membrane
Molecular function (GO): metal ion transmembrane transporter activity
Source: RefSeq, a predicted model, not a curated record